Salvia hispanica is the source of this 592-nucleotide messenger RNA. NCBI's taxonomy places the organism in Eukaryota, Viridiplantae, Streptophyta, Magnoliopsida, Lamiales, Lamiaceae. The record is from RefSeq and is a predicted model, not a curated record.
GAAAAAGAAAAAGAAAAGCAUAUCUUGAAUGAAAGGCUGUGAGUUAUCAUCAGCUGAAAGAAUGGAGGGAGAAGCUGCCGCCGCCGUCCUUCAAGUUCUUGUUCAAAACCUCAUCGACCAAUCCAAGAAAGAGUUCUCACUUGUCCGAGGCCUCGAAAAAGAAGCAAAAAAGCUAAGUGAGAGUCUGGACACGAUCCAGAAAUUCUUGAACGAUGCCGAGAUGCGUACCAUCCCGGGCGAGGCUGUCAAAAGCUGGCUCAAGAAGCUUGAAAACGUGGCGUUCGAUGCUGACAACGUGUUGGAUGAGUUCAACUAUCAUCUCCUCUGCAAGCAAAUCAAGCCCAUCAAACCUAUGAAACAAAAGGUUUGGUUGAAGAAGGUGAAGCAGAGACUUGUUUAAAGAGCAUACCAAGAAAGUUUGACGGUUGUACUCAUUUUAUUCUUGGCGUUAUUGCAUGACAGUUUGGAUUGAUGUUGUUGUUGUUGUUGUGUUUUAUCGAACAAGAUCCUAUGUUUUGUAUUUAUGCCUUGGUCUUUUAUCUGACUAUUAGAUUAUUGUCACCUACAUUUGGUGAUGGAUUCAUGGUUUUCA